GUUCUUCCUAAUUUCUCUUGCUUUCUCACACUCUUGCUUGCUUGUUGACUUUGCAUGCAUGGGUAUUUAUAGUGAAAAAUCCAACCACCCAUGCACCAUUUUCUUUGCCUCAUUACAUGAGUUUAUCAUGCAAUUUUACAUGAUUUCAACAAAGCAAAUGCUAGCCCACAACUAGCUAGGUUGGUGAAGAAAUUUUACCACAUGGAAAGUUCAUGUAUUCAUGUGGGGUUGGACUUUCUACCAACAAUCUCCCCCUCCUACCACAUGGGAGGACAAACCAACUAUCAUUCCAUACACUUCAACAAAACUAUGGGAGGGACAGAAGACAAACAUGAAGAUGAAAAGGAGAAGCACGAGGAAGUGGACGAUUAGGAGGCUGAAAAUGGAGAGAAAGCUAAAGAAGAAGAAAGACAAGGAAUGUAAAAAUAAGGAAGAUACAGUAGGUGGUGGAAAGGAGAAACAUAGGAAGAUUCCUAAAGACAAGAAGAACCCAACAUUCAUAAAGGCUAAGCUCAUAAAGCUCGAAUCCAAGAUGCAGGCUUUGGCUCUAAAGAAGGAAGAACUCCAGAAACUGCUGGAAGAAGAUGAGAAAUCUGCCGCAGCAAACCCAAACGGUUGAGAUUUUCACCCAUCCCCUACUUGUAUAUUGUUAUUACUAUUGUUAUUAUUUUUGGUAUGUGGACCUUUGAUCCAAUGGCCUUGACUUGCAUAUUGUUAUAUGCAGUGCUGUUGUGAAUAUAGAAACCCGCGGUUUUGUAGUUGAAUAAUAAGGGUAAAAGAAAUUCAAUAGUUUUGAAUUUGAUUGCUUGAUAAUUUCAACAAUGAAAUUCAAUUGUUUUG
This is a messenger RNA of Rubroshorea leprosula, 840 nucleotides long. Lineage: Eukaryota; Viridiplantae; Streptophyta; Magnoliopsida; Malvales; Dipterocarpaceae. The record is from the annotation of a GenBank genome assembly.